CUCUAGCCAGUCGGCACGUUUCCAUAUCCCUCAUUUCUCUCUUCAUCUCGGUGGAGUAACCAAUGCUUCCCCUCCCUGCAAUCCCUAUAACCGUCAUCCCGUGCCUCUCUCAUCCCAUACCUGAGCUUGUUUGAUGGCGGAUAACUCCGACUCCGCGAGCGCCGUACUCCUUCACGGAGAGCUUGACGUAUGGAUCCUCGAAGCUCGCCGCCUCCCGAACAUGGACAUGCUCACCGAGCACUUCCGGCGACUCUGCGUCCCCUGCGGUGCCGUCGUUCCCCAUCGCAGCGCCGAUCGGCACCAUCCUCAUCACCGCCGCUCCAAGGUCAUCACCAGUGAUCCAUACGUCACUGUUAGAGUGGCUGGGGCCACUCUCGCCCGCCUGAUCUCCAACUCAGAAAACCCCAUUUGGAACGAGCAUUUCGUCAUACCUGUCGCCCACUCCGACGAUAAAAUCCAAUUUAGCGUCAAGGAUGACGAUAUGUUUGGCGCUCAGCUCAUCGGUACCGUCUCUAUUCCUGCCGCUGAUAUCAUCGCCGGCGAAAUCGAUCACCAAUGGUUCCCCAUUCUCGGAUCCAGUGGGAAGCCGCCGAAGCCGGAGAGUGCUCUGCUGGUGUCCAUUAGGUUUACCUCCAUGUCGGAGACUCCAGAGUAUAGGCAUGGUAUAGCCGGGGAUCCGGAGAGGAAAGGGGCGCGGAAUACCUAUUUUCCUAUUAGAAAAGGGGGGUUGGUGACGCUUUACCAGGAUGCUCAUGUGAGGGAGGGGGAAUUGCCGGAGAUUAGAUUGGACGGUGGGAGGGUUUUUAAGCAUGAAAAGUGCUGGGAGGAUCUUUGCCAUGCUAUAUUGGAAGCUCACCAUUUGAUUUAUGUUGUUGGUUGGUCGAUUUACUGCAAGGUGAGGCUGGUAAGAGAGCCUACUCGACCGUUGCCAAGCGGCGGGGAUCUUACAUUGGGGGAGCUUCUCAAGUACAAAUCGCAGGAGGGUGUUCGAGUGUGCUUGCUCGUUUGGGACGAUAAGACUUCCCAUGACAAAUUAUUCCUUAAAACGGCAGGUGUUAUGGAAACUCAUGAUGAAGAAACACGAAAAUUUUUCAAACAUUCAUCUGUUAUAUGUGUGCUAGCUCCUCGUUAUGCCAGCAAUAAACUUAGUAUUGUCAAACAACAGGUUGUGGGAACACUUUUUACUCACCAUCAGAAAUGUGUGUUGGUUGAUACACAAGCUUUUGGAAAUAAUCGAAAGAUUACUGCUUUUAUAGGAGGUCUUGACCUCUGUGACGGUCGUUAUGAUACUCCUGAACAUAGGAUUUUUAAGGAUCUUGAUUCCAUCUUUGUGAACGACUUUCACAAUCCCACCUUUUCUACUGAAACAAAGGGCCCAAGGCAGCCAUGGCAUGAUUUACACUGCAAAAUUGAAGGGCCUGCUGCAUACGACGUUCUAACCAAUUUUGAGCAGCGGUGGAGGAAAUCAACAUGCCAUCCUUUGCAGGCCCAAACAAUGGAGAUGAUGUACAGCAUUGUCGCGCAGCAACUCAAAAGCAUGGAACUUGAAGCUCACCCACAAGAUUACCUGAAUUUCUACUGUCUUGGUAACCGAGAAGAACUGCCAAAAAGUAGGGAGCAGNCAAGUGAUGAACCUUUGGAGAAAAGUUCAGCGUACCCAGUGAAGGUGGAGGCUGAUGGUAAGGUUGGCCCCUUACCAGAGCAGGAAACCUUUCCUGAUGUUGGUGGUAAGGUUGUGGGAGCACCCACUUCUCUGCCUGAUAGUCUCACAACUUAGUUUUUCAGUGGUAAGUUUGAAUUUUCUUCAGGAUUUGGUUUGUCAAUAUUUUAUUUGUUUUAUUUGAGGGAA
Molecule: messenger RNA, 1849 nt
Organism: Phalaenopsis equestris
Lineage: Eukaryota; Viridiplantae; Streptophyta; Magnoliopsida; Asparagales; Orchidaceae
Product: phospholipase D delta-like
Exons: 7
Coding region: 134-1777 (547 amino acids)
Biological process (GO): phospholipid catabolic process
Cellular component (GO): plasma membrane
Molecular function (GO): D-type glycerophospholipase activity
Source: RefSeq, a predicted model, not a curated record